Messenger RNA from Macrosiphum euphorbiae (potato aphid), 375 nucleotides. NCBI's taxonomy places the organism in Eukaryota, Metazoa, Arthropoda, Insecta, Hemiptera, Aphididae. The record is from the annotation of a GenBank genome assembly.
AUGAAAUGGAUUGCUGGGGCAAAGUAUCUAUCUCCGCCUAUUGAACAAGCUGACCUUGUGUCUACCAUCAUCCAACAUUACCCCACGCCACUAGGAAUGGCUAUCCGUGGUCGAGGCCCUCGUGAUACAAACGAGUUGCUAUCGGUGUUAAAAGAAUUUGAGGAGUCUGCCUCAUUUUGUGAACGACGUCGUGAGGAAAACAAUACCCGACCACCCUUUCAACACCAGGCCGACGUAAAUCAACAGCCCCGGAACAAUUUCCGACGAGACAAUAAUAACAGGUAUCAACCUCGUGCACCGGUUCAGGAAAGUGCCGUACCUCGACCAGUGACCCAGAUUAAUGUCUCGGGAAACGCUGACGAGGCUCGUGCGUAA